Messenger RNA from Xyrauchen texanus (razorback sucker), 3108 nucleotides. RefSeq lists its product as uncharacterized. The transcript is spliced from 5 exons. NCBI's taxonomy places the organism in Eukaryota, Metazoa, Chordata, Actinopteri, Cypriniformes, Catostomidae. The record is from RefSeq and is a predicted model, not a curated record. The coding region runs from base 774 to 1700 and encodes 308 amino acids.
CCUAUAAAAUGUUCAUAUUCUGUCGCAAAAUAUAUAUAUAUAUUUUUUUUUACAACAACGUGCCCUUAAAUGGUGAGUCACCUGUAAGCUUAAUUAUUUUGUGCCAGAUGAAGCAACAUGAUCACGCUGCGGGUGUCAGCAACCCAACUACCUUAUCCUGCUUCAAGGUGACGUAUUCAAUCAUUAACUCCGCAUGUCCUCUGCCUCGAGUAUAUCACACACACAUUAGCCAUUCAUUUGCUAUAGAUUCAAAGGAAAGAGGAGAAACAGAAGAAUGAAUAUUACAUUCAGGACAUGACCGAUUUUUAAGGGCACCAAUUCAGUCAAACGGUGGGCGGGAAAGAAAACGUUUCGUCAGCAAGCACCAGUCAGCCAAACUUUAUAUUUUUCUCACUCCCAGGUUGACAACUGACCGAAGUACAGUCAUGCCCGGUUCCUCAUUAUGGACACCGACUAAGCAUAUUUUCAAUCGAUCCGUGGUUGAAAUACAUUUACCUUGCUAUUCUCUAUUCUUGUGAGUAAUUUUCUGACGUGCCGCGGCGGUGGAGAGAAAUAACAGUGAUCUUGAGGAAUAAUCGGUGGGUUAUGAACAUUCAAUGUAUUAUUAUUGAUCGAGACAUCGCUAGAGGAGAACAGCAUAAUGGAAUAACAAUAUCUCAUGACAACCAAGUUAUGUAGUUUUACAUCCAUUCUCCAACCCCUGAUACUAUAAAAGGGGUACAAACUCAAUCCGAAUUCCAUUCUGCCUGUCCUGAGGUGGCUGGACCACCAGUAUGGACCCCUGGCAAACUCUGGUGUCCAGAUGUUCUGCAUGGUGGCAGAUGCAUACUCCACAUGCACUGAGAGCUUGUAUUUAUGAUGUAUGUAAACCCCUGGUGCCUCUUCUUCUCUGCAUCGCUGCCCUGGUGGCUGUGAUUUUGUACGCUCUGGCAGAUAAUCUGCACAGCUUUGUGUGCAGGAUCUUCAUUCCCCAGUAUCAUUACCCUUAUGCAGUGCCACUUGCAUUCAUACAGGUGUUUCUAAAUCUCCUGGCAUUGCUGGCAUUACACGGCAUAGGACUGAUCCACCUGAAGCCUUUUUCACUGAAGCUGGCCGAGCGUUUGUUGGUGCCUGCUAUCUGUGGUAGCGUCCAGUGUGUUCUGGCCCUUUGGGCUGAGGCCAAUUCCCACUCUGGUCUGUACCCACUCAUCGCCCGCUUCCUCCCACUGGUCAGUCUGUGCAUGGGUCAUCUGUUUGUACUCAGUAUGCCUGGAUCCAUCCAUAUUUCCUGUCUGCUAACAGCUGUCACUUUUGCCUCCGUCAGCGUCACAGCCUGUCAAGGACUGCAUACGAUGGAGGUAUUGGAAUAUGUCUACUCUCCUCUCAGCCUGGUCCUCCACAGCCUGUCUCUAGUCUGGCUAGCUAAAGUCACCCAAUCAGAGCGAGGUCAUGCCUCAAUCUUUGAUAUGUAUUACACUCUCACGGUUUCACGUUGUCUAUUAUUAGGCUUCCUAUGUGUUUUGCACCCUGAUGGCCCAAAGGCACUUAUUGAUGGCAGCUGGCACAGUCUGCUUUUCUACGGAUACAUGCUUGGGAUGUUGCUGCUGGGUGCUGUGCAGCUUCUUUUUGUGGACGUAACAGCGUUAUAUUUCUCUGCUCUCCCAGCAGCUGUGCUGCAUGCUACCAGAGGGUUGAUGCUGCCCCUGUUCAGUGUGUUAUAGGACAAACUGAGAGUGUAGACCAUUCUGAGAAGCAACCAACCAGUAAAAAAAUAAGUGGCCAAUCACCAGCUAUACAGUAAAGCAACCAAAGGAAUAUUCUAGGUUUAAUACCAGUUAAUCUCAAUCGACAGCAUCCGAUUACCACAAAAAUAUAUUUUGACUUGUCCCUCCUUUUAAAAAAGUAGACAUCUGGGUUACAGUGAGGCACUUACAAUGGAAGUGCAUGGGGCCAAUCAGAAAAUAACCACUUUUCAUAAGUAUAGCCACAAGAUGUAAACACUAUACAUGUUAUGAUUGUAGAGUGAUACAAUGGCUUACUAACUUUUCUGUGUAACUUAAUUGCCAUGGCGACAUAAUUCUGGAAACCCUAAAACUCUAAAAUGACUGUAAAAACAAAUUUAAGCAACUUUACAGCUUAAAAAAUACAAGUUUUAACAGAAGAAUUUGCCCUGUUCACUUCCAUUGUAAGUGCCUCACUGUAACCUGGAAUUUAGCAAUUUUUUAAAGAAAAGGAUGGCGAGUCGAAAAUAAAUUUUUGUGGUAAUCUACAUUAUGUCACAAAUGCUGUUGAUUAAAUGUAACUUCUUUUGAACCUGGAAUAUUCCUUUAAGAAUAACCAAUCAAAGACUGCAAAAGGAGGUCAAUGCAACUCUAGAAAAUUAACAGUAUUAAAACUGAAUUCAGAGGUAUGACAACCUCUUCGGAUUGUAAUCCAUUAAUGUAUAUGGUUAUGCCACCAGCAAACAUAUGUAAGCUCUCUUGGCUUUCACUUAAACUAUGAAGCCUAUUUUAUAAAACCUUUUAGAUUAUCAUUUUUAUUAAAUUUGUAUGCAUUGUGGCAUUAUUGUUAUAAAAAUUAAACACGUUUCCUCCAAUUUUCAUUUACAAUGCAAUUUUUUUUUUUUUUAAUUUCUUAUUUAAGUAAUUUUUUUUAAAUAUAUAUAUAUUUUUGUAUUAUAGCUGCCUUUAAUGCUGUGAAGUAAAAAUUACAGUGUGCUUAAUUUGAUUAAAAUAAUGUUAUGAUGCAAAAAAAAUAAAUGCUUGUUUUUUUUUUUUGAAAAAUCAAAUGUAAUGUAUUUUUUUCCUGUAGAGUUGGGGGUGAAAUAUGACCUGGAGAUGUUAUUGACAUGCUCCGAGAGAUUCACCCGAGUAUGCCAUUACAGUGAGAUAUGUUCACAGUGAGCGCACAACGAAGGUCUUCACAUUGCUAAAAUGUAUGGUUUAAUCUCAGCACUGAAUAAAAAAAUAGCAACAAUUUAAGAAUAUCAAUAUAUAUAUGUAUAUUUUAAAAGCGGAAAACCUAGGACUCAUGUACAAAUUUUGCUCUUAACCUACAUUACAAAAUCUUCUGUAUUGUUAUUACGUUUGGAGCAAAUAAAACAUAUUGAUGAGGUUUUCUCAUUGCAUA